Molecule: messenger RNA, 1761 nt
Organism: Gaeumannomyces tritici R3-111a-1
Lineage: Eukaryota; Fungi; Ascomycota; Sordariomycetes; Magnaporthales; Magnaporthaceae
Exons: 4
Coding region: 1-1761 (586 amino acids)
Source: RefSeq, a predicted model, not a curated record
AUGAUGCCACCGGACUCGUGGCAGGCCGUGGCGGCGCGCAAGCAGGCGCAGCGCAGCGCCAAGAUACCGGCCGAGUGGCGCAUCCCGGCCUCGAUCCGGCCGCCGGCCGACGUGGCCUCGGUGCAGGACUUCGCGCGCGACUCGGCCUUCUUCACCGAAGACGAGUUGCGCAUCACCGAGGCCACGGCGUCCGAGGUCGUCUUCCGCGUCGCCCGGGCCGAGUGGACGGCGCUGCAGGUCACGACGGCCGUCUGCAAGCGCGCCGCCGUCGCCCAGCAGCUGCUCAACUGCCUGACCGAGGUGCUGUUCGACGACGCCGUCGCGCGCGCCAAGGAGCUCGACGCCUAUUUCUUGCAGACUGGCCGGACCGUGGGGCUGCUGCACGGGUUGCCCAUCAGCCUGUCAGAUCAGUUUUGGCUCAAGGGCGUCGACUCGACAAUAGGCUACGUCGCGUCGGCGGAUAAGCCGGCGGCAGAGGACUCGACAGUGGUCCAGCUACUACGCGAUGCCGGGGCCGUGUUUUACGCCAAGUCAAACGUCCCGACGACGCUGACAAGCGGGGAAACGGUCAACGGCCUCUUCGGCCGCACCGUCAACCCGAGGAAUCGAACCCUCAGCCCGGGCGGCUCGUCGGGCGGCGAGGCGGCGCUCGUGACGUUCCGGGCCAGCUUCUUGGGCGUGGGCACCGACAUCGGCGGCUCGGUGCGGCACCCGUGCUCCUUUACGGGCCUGUACGGUCUGCGGCCCUCUCACGGCCGCGCGCCGCACCGGCGCGUAUCGACCACGUACGCGGCGGGCCAGACCGACGUGCUGCGGCCCAGCGUGGCGCCGCUGUGCCGGUCGCCCGACGACGUGCGCCUCUUCAUGGCCACGCUCGCGGCCCUGCAGCCCUGGCGCCUGGACCCCCUGUGCCUGCACCUGCCGUGGCGCGUCGACCAGGAGCGCCUGCCGCCGCGCCUCUGCUUCGGCCUCUCGUACGGCGACGGGGUGGUGGCGCCCACGCCGCCGCUGCGAAGGGCGCUCGACAUGGUGCGCGCUCGCCUGCUGGCCGCCGGCCACGGCGUCAUCGAGCACACGGCCCACGAGGUCCGCGAGGCCGACGAGAUCAUCGGCCGCAUGGCGUGGACGGCCGAGGGGAACGGCGGCGACGAGUUCCCGAGGCGCGGCGCGGACCGGCCGGGCGAGCUGUCCAUGUCGUCGUCGUCGUCGUCGGGGGCGGCGGCGGCGGCGGCAGGCCUGAAAGGGGGCGGCGGCUGGCUAGGGGCCGGGGUGGGCGGCGGCGGUGGGCUGGCGGCGCCGGGGACGACGCAGGUGGUGCGGGCGCAGACGGUGUCGGAGACGUGGCAGAACCAGCAGGCGCGGUCGCUGCUGUUCCGCAAGUGGUCGGACCGGUGGGAGCGCACGGCGGCGCGGCCGGGGGCCAACGGGCGGGUCAUGGACGCCCUCAUCAUGCCCAGCACGCCCUUCCCCGCCGUCCGGCACGACCGCGGCCUGCCCUGGCACUAUGGCCAGCUGAGUCCGCUGCUCGACCUCACCACGGGCGUCUUCCCCGUCACCAAGGUCGACCUGGUCAAGGACGUGGUGCCGCCCGACUGGCGGCCCAUCUCGGACAAGGAUCUCGAGAUUAUGAAAUUCUAUGGGAGACCAGAAAAUCACGAAAACGCACUGGUCGGACUGGUCUUAAUAGGGCGGAGGCUCGAGGAGGAAAAAGUGACGGCGAUGCUAAAGGUGAUGGAGCAGGUUGUGGGGGUGGAUUAUUGA